Funneliformis mosseae is the source of this 2142-nucleotide messenger RNA. Lineage: Eukaryota; Fungi; Glomeromycota; Glomeromycetes; Glomerales; Glomeraceae. The record is from the annotation of a GenBank genome assembly.
AUGAAUUCAAUAUCAGAAAAUUUGCGGAUUUCAGCACAAAAUCUCCAGGAACUGAUUUUGGCAAAUAACAAGGUUGCCUCAUACGAAAAGUCUUGUGAUGCAUCAGAUCAGUUACAAGAUAUCCAGAAAUCGCAACCGACUAAAUGCAAUGAAAAUUCUUGGAACAAGAGGGUGAGAGCCUUCUUGCUUUUGAAUAAGAAAAAAUUUCAUGAAGACCUUGCAAAAAUGUUUCCAGAAUCACAAAUGCCGUUCGAGGAUACUUUAUUUGAAUCAGAAACAAGGAGACUAGUCGUUCGUAUUAAGAUCGAAUUUUUUAAACGGUCUUCCGAUGCCGGUUUUCCGAGUGAUAUUUGUGAUGACAUUUACAAAAAAUUUAUCGACGUGAUUCGAUCCAACACCGCUGAACUUAAGGCAAUCAAUGCGUUAUAUUUAAGUUCAACCAAAGAAAAAUAUUCGGAGACAUGUGAACAGCUCGAAGCAAAGUAUGUCGUAAAUCUUCAUUCAAGGCUUCUUGGGGAACCUAAAAGUCUUGAUAAGAUAUUAACCAAAUGUCGCGUUGACAUUUUGGAUAAAUAUGAUGAAAAAGCAUCAAAAUUUCCAUCAUUCAUCACGAAUGAUUAUCGAAGUGUUUUUCAAUAUCGACUGCUUUCCAGGGACACAGAAUUUGCUACACAAUAUCGUGCAUAUACGGAACAGUAUAUGGAUGAUUUUAGAAGGAAUGUGGAUGAUCUGUAUAAUCAGAUCUUGUCUGAUUACCAGAUCCAAGUAAAUACAAACUUACCGACAUUUCCGAUGUCGGAAACCGAAUUGGAGUGUGAUGAAAAGAAAAACGCCACGUCGGACUUUGACUCUAAAACCAAAGCUAUCCCAGGUCGUCAAAGAUCAUCUUCAGAAGCUUAUAUAAAACGCCGAAGAAAAGCCCUAAUUGACAGCAUCAACAUGGAACAAAAUCAUAUGAACAUAUUUAAUAUGGAAUCUUCUGAUUACUUAUGUACAACGCUAUGGGACGAAAAAAUUCAACACAUUCGAGAUGCAGUCAAAAAUGGUGACUACGUCACUAUUACUGAAUACCAAGAGGAUUUCAGGACUUUCAAAGAUAGUUAUGGCCUUGCGGCUAGAGGUCCUGCUUCAAGCAUCGUCUGGAAUAGACGCAAAAAAGAAACGGACUCCUGGGAGGAGAAUAUCGUUAGGUUGCUUAGUGCAAGGCCGUUUAACGGCAAAAACAUGGAAUUCAUAUAUAAUAAUAUAAUGAAUUCUACCCUUACACCUAUCGAUCAGUUAGCCGCGGAUUUAGGAUGGGGAUGGGCUGGUAACGGACAGUACAAACGCGCUUCAACUGGUUAUAAGUGGGUAUGCACCAUGAAGCCGGACGGUUUUUGGAAUGAUAGACCACCAUCAUUUAUGCUCUAUGACUUUAAGCAUGGGUUCAAAAACCUCGUACCGUCCGACCCAAUUAUUGAAUACAUCAACCCUCGCCAAAUUAACACGAGGAUUUAUGGACCUUAUCCUGAUGAUUUCACGAUCACCCGGAAAGUUGAUUACAUUGUUACCGAGCAAUUGACGUGGGAAUCGUCAAAGAAAUUCUCCUUUGACCAGGAGAUCUCGGACUCCUAUAAACAAGGGAUCAAGGAAAUGUGGGAAACUUCGAUUGGACUCCGAUUUGGGUUCUCGCAAGAGUUAUUUAAUAAACAUGGGCGGACCAAAACCUUCACUAGGACAGAGUCCAACACAAGUGAAAUCUUUAUUCCUGCAGGGAAAAGGAUCAUGGUAACUAGCAUAGUUAGCGAUCAGUCAAUCACCGUUAACUAUAUUGCCACACUGAUCGUCACUGCGAGUUUAAGGAUAUAUGGGUUCCUUAGGCUCGGCUCAGAAGAAAACUUGGAUGCCAAUUAUCACAGUGAAUUCCGUGGAGAUCGCUCUGAAAAAUAUUGGCACUACGAUUUUGGUGACAUGACUGAAAUAUUUGAUCAAAUGAUACAAAACAGGGCCCCUUGGCUUUGGAAUGAAUGCCUACAUGAUCAUCCCCGGAUCUCUUCUUCCGUGGAGCAACUCAAAGACCCAAAAAAGUAUGAAUUUAUUGUUUCCGGAAAAUUUCAUGGAAUCAAUGGUGUCAGAGAGUUGAAGAAAAGACCACAGUCUUGA